Carassius gibelio (silver crucian carp) is the source of this 711-nucleotide messenger RNA. RefSeq lists its product as uncharacterized. Lineage: Eukaryota; Metazoa; Chordata; Actinopteri; Cypriniformes; Cyprinidae. The annotation marks the transcript as partial. The transcript has a single exon. The record is from RefSeq and is a predicted model, not a curated record.
CAUGGGCGGAGUUAUGGAAGGCAGAGCCACAGCGGAUCAGUUUUCUCAUUCAAAGUUGAGUCUCCAGCAUGCUCACUGUGCUCUAAGCGUGGAACCCUAGAGCACAUUUUUAGUUGCAGCUCAAAGGCACUGGGAGAGGGAAGGUACAGGUGGAGGCAUGACCAGGUACUGAAGGCCAUUGUGGAAACCAUUGCUACAGGAGUUGAGUGGGCAAAGCGCUUCCGACUCUCCAAGCAAGCCAUUGCCUUUGACAGAGCUGGAGAGCUGCCAAAACCAGACGGAAAAACAUCUGCAGGUAUCUUGGCCACUGCGAGGGACUGGCAACUGUUGGUGAACUUGGAGCAGCAACUCAAGUUCCCCAACCACGUUGUGAUCACCACCUUAAGACCCAACAUCGUACUCUUGUCGGAGUCCACCAAACAAGUAGUUCUGUUGGAGCUUACAGUCCUCUGGGAAGACCGCUUGGAAGAGGCCUUUGAGAGGAAGCUUGCCAAGUACGAGGGACUGGUCAGCGAGUGCAGACAAGCCGGAUGGAGAGCUAAUAGAGGUAGGAUGCAGGGGCUUUAUAGCCUGAUCCCUGGCCAGAGCCUUCAGUUUGUUAGGUAUGGAUGGGUGGAGGAGGAGAAGAGCCAUCCGCAACACCAGCGAAGCAGCAAAGAAAGCCUCAAGAUGGCUGUGGCUAAAGAGAGGAGAUCCAUGGAGGAAGGGUAG